GAAGGGGGAGGGGCCUUCCCGGUGUGUGGGCCGCCCAGUCGCUUAGAGCUGCGGCGUGAGCUGGCCCUGAGUGGACUGUAUCCGGCUGGCUGUCAGAACUACGGGGUUCGGGUUCGGGUUCGGUUUGGGCCAUGACCGCCGAGAAGCCGCUCGUCGCCAUCACUUGCACCGCCCCCACCAACAUCGCGGUCAUCAAGUACUGGGGAAAACGUGAUGAAAAGCUGAUUUUGCCCAUCAAUUCGUCGCUGAGUGUCACUUUGCACCAAAGUCAGUUAAAAACCACCACCACAGCAGCUAUCAGCCGGGACUUCAAAGAGGACCGAAUCUGGCUGAAUGGCAAGGAGGAGGAUAUGGGGCACCCACGGUUACAGUCCUGCCUUCGAGAGAUCCGUCGCCUGGCUCGGAAAAGAAGGAGCGGGAGUGAUGGUGAUUCUGUUCCUCUGUCCUACAAGGUGCACAUUGCGUCCGUGAAUGACUUCCCCACGGCAGCAGGCCUGGCCUCCUCGGCAGCAGGGUACGCCUGCCUUGUCUACACUCUGGCCCAGCUCUACGGGGUUGAGAGCGAGCUCUCAGAAGUGGCUCGGCAAGGCUCGGGGAGCGCUUGUCGCAGCAUGUUGGGGGGCUUCGUGCAGUGGCACAUGGGAGACAGGCCCGACGGCAAAGACAGCCUUGCCCAGCAGGUCGCGCCAGAGUCCCAUUGGCCAGAGCUCCGGGUCCUGGUUCUGGUGGUGAGUGCUGAAAAAAAAAAAGUGACCAGCUCAUCUGGAAUGCAGACCAGCGUAGAAACCAGCUCUCUGCUCAAAUUCCGGGCUGAGUCUGUGGUGCCCGGGAGGCUGGCAGAGAUGGCACGGUGUAUCGCGGAGCGGGACUUCGAGGGGUUUGGCCAGCUGACCAUGAAGGACAGCAACCAGUUCCAUGCCACCUGCCUGGACACUUUCCCUCCCAUCUGCUACCUCAAUGACACGUCUCAGCAGAUCAUGGGCCUGGUCCACCGCUUCAAUGCCCACUACGGCAAGACCAAGGUGGCGUACACGUUUGAUGCAGGUCCCAAUGCUGUAAUCUUCACCCUGGAAGAAACAGUGGAUGAAUUUGUCACUGUCAUAAAACAGAUCUUCCCCCCAGAGAUGAACGGAGACAGGUUCCUGAAGGGCUUGCCCAUAAGGCCCGCUGAGCUUUCAGAAGAGCUGAAAUCUGCUUUGGCCAUGGAGCCAUCCCCUGGAGGAAUCAGAUACAUCAUUACCACUCAGGUGGGGCCUGGACCUCAGGUGCUGGAAGACCCCCAGCAGCAGCUCCUGGGCCCCGACGGCCUGCCAAAGCUGGUGUCCUGAGCUUGCACCAUCCCCAGUCAUCACGCCCCUCGGGGAGAUGCAGCCGAAUGGGGAGCGUGGAUGCAACUUCUGGUUGUACUAUUGGGGCUUGCCAGGACUCGGGCUGGUUUCCCAGUUGCUGCAUGUGGCUGGAAAAAUAUUGUCAGGCAGGGGAUUUUGUCAGACACCACCAGCAAGGACUCGGGCUUUGGCUUGACUGUGGGCUCUUCCACCCUCCGGCGGGCGGUAGAGGCGGUGGUUGUCCCUGUCGCGGAGUCUGUCUCCUCUGUGUGCACACGUGCAGAGGUGGCACCGCGUGGCGGGGACCCCGGACGGCCCUCUCCUAGCCCGUCACGUGGAGGCCUGGGCAGGAGCGACAGCAGAGCCUGUCGGAGCUGGUGGCGGCGGCUCUUGUGCCUUUCUCGCUGCUCUUCACCAAAGUCCACGGAGGAAAGAAAUGGCCAGUAACUUUUCCACUGAAUUGUUGCUGACUCUUCUUGAUCCAUAUUAAAUGAAUGGGAAUGUGCCAGCAAAGCAGCCUCUUGGGAGCCUGCAGAGGGAGGGUGUUUCUUGGGGUGAUGGCCUGCGGGGCCAAUCUUUUGCCAAACUUUGCUUGGGUGUUCCAGAAUUUAAGCCACUGACUAUGAGUUUAAUUUUGUUUAAAAAAAAAAAGAAUUUAAACUG
Messenger RNA from Phascolarctos cinereus (koala), 1991 nucleotides. RefSeq names its product mevalonate diphosphate decarboxylase (gene MVD). Gene Ontology annotation, biological process: isopentenyl diphosphate biosynthetic process, mevalonate pathway; isoprenoid biosynthetic process. Gene Ontology annotation, cellular component: cytosol. The record is from RefSeq and is a predicted model, not a curated record. Lineage: Eukaryota; Metazoa; Chordata; Mammalia; Diprotodontia; Phascolarctidae. Gene Ontology annotation, molecular function: diphosphomevalonate decarboxylase activity.